Molecule: messenger RNA, 1044 nt
Organism: Symbiodinium sp. CCMP2592
Lineage: Eukaryota; Dinophyceae; Suessiales; Symbiodiniaceae
Source: the annotation of a GenBank genome assembly
AUGGAGUUCAUCGAUGGUUGCAAGAUCAUCAACGCUCCGACGUUCUUUGAUGAUUGGGAUUAUGCACGCGACGUUCCAGCUUUGCACGCGGCUCUGGAGACUUGGCACGCCAUGCAGCUCUUCCUCACAGGAUGCUUUCAUGGUGAUCCUCAUCCGGGUAAUGUCUUGGUAAGGCGUCGCGCGGAUGCAGUGCCGGCGGGGCAAAGCCCUUUCCAGGUCGUCGUUAUUGACCAUGGGGGCUACUACACAUUGGAUGAUGAUACCAGGAAGAAGUAUGCAGAAGUGUGGAGCAUGAUGGAUCAACCGAAGAACGACGCACAGAAGACAGCCAGACGUGAACGACUUAAGGCAAUCAUGGCCGGUUGGGGUGUCGGGCACACCUCGCGCUUUGUCAUCGAGCAGAUGUUUAAUGGCUCCUUUGGUGCAGCAGAUCCGACGGCCUCCGUUACGGAGAACGGUGAGGCCCGGAGGCACCGCUGGAAUUGGAUGCACCAAAAAACCGACGAUCUGGGGCCUCCCAUCUUCGAGGACACCUCCAAGAUGCCGCCGGCACUCAUGAAAGCCUUCGGUGUGGGCAAUUUCACACGAAAUGCUUGGACCGUUCUGUCCAAGGGACGAAAGGAGCUGCGUGGUUGGGACUUCUGCAAAGUCCGCGUUGCCAUCAUGAUCGAUUGGGCCAGGAAGUGUCCAGUAACACAGCGGGCACCGCUUCGUGUGAUGGGCCACUGCCUCUGCAUACAUGCGGAGCAGGUGCCCUGCCCAUGUCCAGUCGUUUACAUCACGGAUCUGCAUCAGUGCAUGUGCAAAGAUGCAGACAUGCGUGCAUUGUGUGGGGACAGUUGCUGUGCUGUCGCUGUGGAUGCAAGUCCCAGAGUCCCAGGCCGAUCAACAUCAGCAAGACAUCGAGCCUUUCCCGGGGCGUCAGCCUCCAAGGUGCUAGUUGGCAGCACUGCAUCGCACUGCAUCGAUACACAUCACUUCGUCGUCUCAAAGCACUCGUGGCUAGCAAAAGUGAGUUCAGGCGAAGCUGGCUUAUAUUCUUGA